AGUAUUCUGACUCAUUAAUACGGACUAAACCUGCCAUUUGUUUAUGCCAUGAGUCACACUCCAUUCAGUCAUAGCAUAAUUUAAAAAGGCUGCCCAGUAGAAGAAUCAUAGGUUAACAUUUCCACCUCGAGGAAGGAGAGCGACAACCAAACAGAGGUCUAGACAAGCCAUACUUUUAACAGCAUCUUACCACAACAAUCUUCUUCCAUUGGGUUAAAGAAGUUCACCAGCCUGUGUGAAAAUAGAGGAAGUUAAAACCACUGCCUCUACCUGUUAUCUUCUUCAUUGUUACGUGUGCAGCUUCCUGCUUUUAAAAUGGGCCCUUCAAUAGAAAAGGAACUAAAGUAAGAAGACCGGCAAACAGCAUUUUGUUCCAGGUAGAUCUCAUAAGAGAGGCAUCGCUGAGUCUAAAUCGCAUCCCAGGAUGACCGCAGUAUUAAAUAAUGUCAAUAAUCAUAGCUUGGGAAUGUUGUAUUACGUGCUGCUAUGGGUGGUCAUCUGCUUUUUCUGGUGGAAAUGGAAAGCAGGAGAAACAUUAAAUAAGUUGCAACUUGAAGGGAAGUAUGUCUUCAUCACCGGCUGUGACUCUGGUUUUGGAAAGCUGGCGGCAAGGGCUUUGGACACGAAAGGGUUUCAUGUUAUUGCCGCCUGCCUGACAGAAAAGGGAGAAGAAGAACUAAAAGCAAGUGCCUCUGAGAAACUCCAAACCAUGCUGCUGAAUGUAACAGAUGCAGAAAACGUUAAACUGGUGGCAGAAAAGGUUAAGACAGAAGUAGGAGAAAAGGGUUUGUGGGGCCUGAUCAAUAAUGCAGGAAUCAUGGGACCAUCAGCGCCCACUGACUGGUUGAAGAUUGAGCACUACAAAGCACCAAUUGAAGUUAAUUUAAUCGGUCUCAUAAAUGUUACACUACACUUCCUUCCAUUGGUGAAGAAAGCCAAGGGAAGAAUAAUAAAUGUAACCAGUGUUGGUGGUGUUGUAGCAAUAUGUUCAGGUGGUUAUUGCCCAUCCAAAUUUGGGGCAGAAGCAUUCACUGACAGCUUAAGGCAUGACAUGAAGCCCUUUGGAGUUAAGGUGUCUUGCAUUGAGCCUGGCCUGUUCAAUACAGGGCUCUCUGACAGGGUCAGAGUCGUAAAAGAAAAGCGAGCCAUUUGGAAUACUCUCUCUUCUGAUAUCCAAAAGCAGUAUGGAGAAAGUUAUUUGAGGGAUGAUGCAGUGAAGAAAGAACAGCUGGUUAAGAUGUGUGAGAAUGCAGAUCCUACUCUGGUUGUGAGCUGUAUGGAACAUGCUUUAAUGAGUAAACAUCCACAGGCACGAUAUACUGUAGGCACGGAUGCAAAGUGGCUUUGGCUCCCUCUCUCACUCAUGCCAACCUUUGUGCAGGAUUAUGUACUCAUGAAGAACAAAGUUAAGCUAGCUGAUCCAAAUGCAGGCUAAAAUCCCUUUGUUUGUUUUCAUCAAGUCUCAACUGGUUGGUUCAAGAUAAGAACUGGACAUAUCUUGGCUGCUCCUGUUUGUCUAGCCACAACCUAUAAGCACCCAUUUGUGCCUUAGAUGCUGUGCAUAUUUAAACAAUGAAGAUAAAAUACACCAGUGUUCACAGGUGAGCAAGUAUCCAGUGGUCUUGGCAAUAAUCUCUUAUUGGGUCUUGUUUGUAUUAAUAUUACUUCUCCUAGGGACUUUGUACCAAGGGUAAAAGUGGAUGUAUGCAUACACUAACAUUUGUCAACUUGGAUAUAUCUUAGUCAGUUAAUUCAUAUUGAUUGAAUGCUAUCAGAAGUCUGUCAGACCACAGUCGGGCAUUUUAAAUAAUGCAACAUUAAUGAAGCGGCAAGCCAGUAAUUGUAAAUAGUGCUCCCAGCUAGAAGAAAACGGUCUAUGGAAGCCAUACCCCAUGGCAAAUAUGACUGACCAAGAAUUCAUUGACACUGUAGAAUUAAUUUUGACACUACUUUAACUGUCAUGGCUCAAUGCUAUGGAACCCUAGAGUUUUUAGUUUGGCAAAGCACCAGCACUCUUUGGCAGAGAAAGCUGAAGACCCUAUAAAACUACAACUCCCAUGAUUCCAUAGUAUUUGGCCAUGGCAGUUAGUACUGUCAAACUCAUCAAUGGCAUCCUGAUUCCUAGGCACUUAGACCUUUUGGUUACCAACAUCCUGGUAAUGAAUGCCUCUGGUCACAUGCAAACCAAUCAAAGAAAUAAUCUACCAAUAAUGUUUUCACAAAGAUACAUGGUCUACCAUUUUUCUGCUGAAGACAAUGAUCCCUCGUGUAUUUGGAACCAUAGAAUCUGAUUAGUUAGAACUAACUAGAAAAGACUAAUCGAAUCAGAAGGUGAAUGGUCAGUCAACACAUAGGAACCUGUUCUAGUGGGGACUAAGAAUAGGAUUUCAGUUUAUGGGAGAUCAUUGCCCAGUGGAAGAGCACAUACUUUGCAAGCAAUUCAUUAAGUAUCCAUUUAAAAACCUCAGACCAGGAGUGUCAAACUCAUUUUCAUAUAGGGCCACAUCAGCCUUAUAGUGGUCUUCAAAAGGCUUUGAAUCCGUGGAUAUAGAAUCCAUGGAUAAACAAAGCCAACUAUAAUUAUUUUACAUUGUGGUUGGUGCUCUUUACUUUUUACCCAGUUUGGUUCUCCAGAUGUUAUUGAAUGACAUAACUCCUAUCACUUUUUAUCAUCUGCCAUUUGGCCUGGGGAUAAUGGGAAUUGAAAUACAACAGCACUUGUGGGGCUGAGGUUGGACAAAGGCUAAAGGACAUUAUAAAGUCAGACAUCAUAUCCACAAGCUUUGCGUCUAAAUCCAUACUCCUUCAUCCUGACUAAACAGAACAAAUUGUAGCUUUCCAGAUGUUACUGUAUCACAACUCCCUUCAGUCUAGUCAUGAUGUCUAAUGAUGAGGAAUACAGGAGUUGUAAUCCAGCAUCCAGAGAGCCACAUAAAAUGACAUGGCAGGCCUUGUGUUUGACGCAUGUAUUUCAGAUGAUGUCUUCUUGGGACCCUGAAGAGCCACUGCUAGUCAGAGCAAGCAGCCUUGGGCUAUAGUAGGCAUGGGCAAACUUCGGCCCUCCAGGUCUUUUGGACUUCAACUCCCACAAUUCCUAACAGCUUACCGGCUGUUAGGAAUUGUGGGAGUUGAAGUCCAAAAGACCUGGAGGGCUAAAAUUUGCCCAUGCCUGGGCUAUACAGACAGUUACUUUCAGAAGCCCUUGGUAGGUGGUUCUAUUGGAAAGGGUGAAGUCCAAAGCUCUCUGGAAAAAGAAGAAAUGGAUAGUGACCCUGUGUGUGACCCCUGCUGGAUAUCUUUGUUUCUGCAUCUCCUGUGGACAUCAUCUGAAAGACAAGAGCUCCCACUUUCACAAGGAUGUGCUUGACUUCAUGGCAUGUUGGACCAUGAUUCAUAAAUAGGCAGUCAGUUGACAGUAUGUGGUGGGUCAGUUGACCAGCAACUGACAUAACAGCAACCACAUUUACUGUGCAAUAACACAAAGGGCAUCUGGACAAAAGAGUGGCAUGGAACAGCAAUAUGUAGGAUGAACUUUGUCAUCAUGCAGUGAUAUCACAAUAAGAAGGACAAAAUGCCUUUUUGCCCUGAUUAUCAUUUUCUACCUGACUCUUACCUCUGCUGGUUCACCAGAAGGCAUUUUAAAAAGAAAAGAAAAAACAAUAGAAGAGAUAAAGAUUCUGGUGCAAGAUAACCAGGCAUUCUCAGUUCCUCAAGUCUUCAAUCUAACUUUCAAUAAAACAAGAAACAAAGCAUUCUAGGUGCUGAACUAUAAUUUACAAGCCAGUUUCUCCUGGCAAAUAACAUUUAGUAGAUGCCCGACCUCAAAAAAUACAACUUUAAAGGGCUACAUUUCACCAGCUGUGGGACAAUGUUCAAGAUUGUGUGGGAUUUCUGAAGGUUUUUCCAGAGAAGGCAGUAGAGAGGAGGUUUUGAGGGAGGAGGUUUCUCCAACCUCUAAUUCCAGGCAAGAUCUGGGAAUGCCACCAGAAAGGAACAUUUACUGGUCCCCAUUGCUAUUGUCUCUGGUAGCACUCCUCAAAAUAUCCGUUGCAUUUUUUCAUGCAUAAACCAUGCAUUGUGUGUUAGAAAUGAUAACUGUAUUGUAUUUUAAUAUGAUCUCCUUCUGUGGUGGAGACCAGUGCAUCACAAGCUAUCUGAAGUGAGGAACUCAUAACUUUAUUUCCUCAUUGUGUCAGGGAGCAGCACCAUAUUUAUUCCAUUUGGCUGCUUUUAUUUUUCUUUCCUGGAAACACUCCAGGUCGAUGGCUUGUGGAGUGGCAUUUUGAACUGCACAGAUAGAAAUGAUAAACUGCUCAGUAGAAGCCCAGCCAUGUUUCUCCUCAGGAAGUGAUAUUUUGCUAUCUGCUAUCUUACAUUUCAAUGAACUGAAGGGCAUUCACAAACCAAAUACUUGCAGGUUGACAUGCUAACAUGCUUGAAAACACCAGGAACUUAUAGGUAAUGCAGCAUUAUUGCUAUUGUGUUGGAAAGGGGCAUGUUAAUCCUGUUAAUAUUUCUACCUCCAUUCAGGCCUGGCAAAGGCUCAGAAUCUGUAUUUGUCUUUUGUUCCCUUUUGAUCAGGGCUUUACAGUUGACAGGCUGUUUAGGCCUGACUGAUCCUUUUUUAUUUUCCUUCCUGGGUUUAGAGAUGGAAGGAUUUUGACUGUUGUUUGAAUGAGUAUGUUUUGUUUUGGUUUAUUUUUGUUGUAUUUAUAGCUUUCUAUCAAUUUGGAUAAAAAGUUGUGUACAUCUGUAAGUAUGCAUAUACAUAUACAGUGUACAGGGAAAGGAGGGGUGUUUAUUUGUUUUUUACUUAAAUGUGAUUUCUCCUCCAAUGUGUCCAUACCAUAAAUAUUAAUAGGGGGAGGGAUGGAAAUGGGUAUCUAGGCAAGCCAGCUGGCUGGCAUCUUAAAGAGAAUUAUACAUGUCACUGUUUCAGUAUAAAAAGUGAGACAGGAGGAAGGAAGUAACCUUGAGAUACGCUGGUUCUAGUAUAGGUUUCUGUGGACUGAAUCCUUUGACUUCGGAUCACCAUAAGUUGGAAAUGACUUGAAGGCACAGAAAAACAAUUAGAUAAUCUUGAAUUGAGGCAUUCAUGGUUUCCCUCAUUCAUCUAAUACGAGAAGGAAGGAAGACCAUACCAGUAUUUAAAACUUGCAUUUUGACUCAUUGUCAUGGUGCAUGCCAGUUAUCCUUGAAAAAGACUUUUCUAAAAGAAUCUGCUUUGGGAAUUGGACUUCAAACAUCUGUCGUGGUCAUGGAGAUUCCAGACAACACAUAAUACAAGAAAUUGGUGACAGUGCCUCCUAGUUUUUCAUUUCCUAAAAGUAUUAAUUAGAGGGAAGGAUGUUGUAUGUUUUCCUUAUAUAGCUAGCAGCAGUCCUCAAAAAAGGGAAUUUGCACCUGGGAAAUCAGCAAGUGGGUGGGUGGAUGUGCUUUAAAUUCCUCUACACAGUCUACAGUAUCAGUCUAUCAUCCCUCUGAUCCCAUUUUAGGAUGGGGAAGGAAUAUGGAGAUCUAUGCACACUUUCCCCAAGUUUUAAUGUAUCACUUAAUAUUAUCAUACAUAUAGUUAUACAUUUCUAUUGUUGUUGUUGUUACUAUUACUAUUAUUGUUAUUAUUUCUAAUACCCAGUGUCUAUGUUUGUAGUUUGUAUUUCUGUUGAAUAAACAUCUUGUUUGACUAAA
Messenger RNA from Anolis sagrei ordinatus, 5688 nucleotides. RefSeq names its product dehydrogenase/reductase SDR family member 9. NCBI's taxonomy places the organism in Eukaryota, Metazoa, Chordata, Lepidosauria, Squamata, Anolidae. The record is from RefSeq and is a predicted model, not a curated record. Gene Ontology annotation, biological process: retinol metabolic process; steroid metabolic process. Gene Ontology annotation, molecular function: all-trans-retinol dehydrogenase (NAD+) activity. Gene Ontology annotation, cellular component: intracellular membrane-bounded organelle.